CACACACACACACACACACACACACAACCAAUAUGCAGUGCACACUCUCCCUUUCCGUGAUCGCAGUGAUUGCCCUAAUCUUCAGUACAAACAUGACCCAAGGGGCACCCAUCAGCAGCAGCAGCAGCAGCGAUUCAGGGGCCAUCCUCUCACCAACCGAUAUCAGCGGUGAGGCUGUGCGUCAGAAGCGAGCCAGUGCGGAUUACUACAAGGGCGACUACUUCAUCUGUUAUCCCAAGAGCGAGGUCUACGGCAAUGCCUACGGAGGCUCCCAGCGGCGCUCGGAUGAUUCUGUGGCCAGUCCACCACGCCGCCUGGCCGAUGACUCCUUUGAAGCUCGCAAGGAUCGAGCCGAUGCCAGACGCGCCGCCUACACUGAUAGCUACGGCAAAUAGGCGACUGAUCAGACAAGCACUUUGAGUGCUAAGGAUUUUCACAGGUCUAGCUUUAUGAGUUGUACAAAAUAUGUUUAUUAAUUUAUUAAAACU
Messenger RNA from Drosophila subobscura, 488 nucleotides. RefSeq lists its product as uncharacterized. The transcript has 2 exons. Lineage: Eukaryota; Metazoa; Arthropoda; Insecta; Diptera; Drosophilidae. The record is from RefSeq and is a predicted model, not a curated record. The coding region runs from base 33 to 395 and encodes 120 amino acids.